Pan troglodytes (chimpanzee) is the source of this 3448-nucleotide messenger RNA. RefSeq names its product transmembrane protein 44 (gene TMEM44). The record is from RefSeq and is a predicted model, not a curated record. NCBI's taxonomy places the organism in Eukaryota, Metazoa, Chordata, Mammalia, Primates, Hominidae. Bases 1021 to 2598 code for a protein of 525 amino acids. The transcript has 10 exons. Gene Ontology annotation, molecular function: basic amino acid transmembrane transporter activity.
GACGGAAACAGCCGGCCCCUUCGGGAGGCACGUACGACAGCAUAUUAUUUCAGAGGCCCUAUCGGUGACGCCGACGGAAACAGCCGGCCCCUUCGGGAGGCAGGUGCGACAACGUAUUUCAGAGGCCCUAUCGGUGACGCCGACGGAAACAGCCGGCCCCUUCGGGAGGCAGGUGCGACAACGUAUUUCAGAGGCCCUAUCGGUGACGCCGACGGAAACAGCCGGCCCCUUCGGGAGGCAGGUGCGACAACGUAUUUCAGAGGCCCUAUCGGUGACGCCGACGGAAACAGCCGGCCCCUUCGGGAGGCAGGUGCGACAACGUAUUUCAGAGGCCCUAUCGGUGACGCCGAUAGAAACAGCCGGCCCCUUCGGGAGGCACGUACGACAACGUAUUUCAGAGGCCCUAUCGGUGACGCCGACGGAAACAGCCGGCCCCUUCUGGAGGCACAUACGACAACAUAUUUCAGAGGCCCUAUCAGUGAUGCCGAUAGAAACAGCCAGCCCCUUCGGGAGGCAGGUGUGACAACGUAUUUCAGAGGCCGUAUCAAUAAGUGAUGCUGACGGAAACAGCCAGCCCCUUCGGGAGGGACGUACGACAAUGUAUUUCAGAGGCCCUAUCAGUGACGCCAACAGAAACAGCCAGCCCCUUCGAGAGGCAGGUGCGACAACGUAUUUCAGAGGCCCUAUCAGUGACGCCGAUAGAAACAGCCAGCCCCUUCGGGAGGCAGGUGCGACAACGUAUUUCAGAGGCCCUAUCAAUCAGUGACGCCAACGGAAACAACCAGCCCCUUUGGGAGGGACGUACGACAACGUAUUAUUUCAGAGGCCCUAUCAGUGACGCCGAUAGAAACAGCCAGCCCCUUCGGGAGGCAGGUGCGACAACGUAUUUCAGAGGCCCUAUCAAUCAGUGACGCCGACAGAAACAGCCAGCCCCUUUGGGAGGCACGUACGACAACGUAUUAUUUCAGAGGCCCUAUCAGUGAUGCCGAUAGAAACAGCCAGCCCCUUCGGGAGGCACGUAUGACAUCGUAUUUCAGAGGCCCUAUCGGUGACGCCGAUGGAAACAGCCAGCCCCUUCGGGAGGCACGUACAACAACGUGUUUCAGAGGACCUAUCAGUGACGCCGAUGGAAACAGCCAGCCCCUUCGGGAGGCAUGUACGACAACGUAUUUCAGAGGCCCUAUCAGUGACGCUGAUAGAAACAGCCAGCCCCUUCCUGCCCCUCCGUGCAUCUUCUCCAGUGGAUAUGGACUGGGGAGGGGCUGUAAGGGGAGAAGUUGCAGUGGGGGCGCUGAGGGAGGGACAGCUCAAAGUGCCAAAAGGGCUCUGUGUGUAAAGAACAUGGAUACAGGCCAGCAGAAGCCAGGCUGCCCCACUUCACAGAUGAUACCUGCGUUUGGGUCCAAACUCACAGUUGCUGUGUUCUGUCCACACCCCUGUCACCCCAGGCUUCUCUAUCUGAGAUGUGCACAGAAACCCAGACAGGACCAGUCGGCACUGUGUGCUGCGUGCUGCCUCCUGACCAGUCUGUGUGACACCGUCGGGGCUAUUCUGGCCAGACAGCUCACAAUCCAGGUUUUCACUGGUGCCUACCUAGCAGCUAUUGACUUAGUGAACUUUAUGUUCAUUCUCUUCCCAGUCUGUGGAUCCAAAUUCAAGUCUAAUUCAGAUCGGGAAGCCCGAGAGAGGAAGAGGAGGCGGCAGCUCAGGGCCAGUGUGUUUGCCCUGGCCCUGCCGCUGAGCCUGGGCCCGUGCUGGGCUCUCUGGGUUGCUGUCCCGAAGGCUUCAGCCACCAUCCGGGGGCCGCAGCGGAGGCUGCUGGCGAGCCUGCUGCAGGAAAAUACUGAGAUCCUCGGCUACCUGCUGGGUAGUGUUGCCGCCUUUGGCUCCUGGGCUUCUCGGAUCCCCCCUCUCUCCAGAAUUUGCCGGGGGAAGACAUUUCCCUCCAUCCACCUGUGGACCCGGCUCCUGAUGGCCCUGGCUGGCCUCCUCUAUGCCUCGGCCAUUGUGGCCCACGACCGGCAGCCUGAGUACCUGCUGCGGGCCACGCCCUGGUUCCUGACCUCCCUCGGCCGUGCGGCGCUGGACCUCGCUAUUAUUUUCCUUUCGUGUGUGAUGAAGAGCAAGAUGAGACAGGCCUUAGGAUUUGCCAAGGAAGCCAGAGAGAGCCCUGACACCCAAGCCCUUUUGACCUGUGCAGAGAAAGAGGAAGAAAACCAGGAGAAUUUGGAUUGGGUGCCUCUCACCACACUGUCACACUGCAAGUCACUGAGGACAAUGACAGCAAUCAGUCGCUACAUGGAGCUGACCAUCGAGCCUGUGCAGCAGGCAGGCUGCAGUGCCACCAGGCUGCCAGGUGACGGACAGAUGAGCGCCGGAGAUGCGUCCCUGCGGGAGCCCCCGUCGUACCCUCCCGUUCAGGUCAUCCGGGCCCGGGUGUCUUCCGGCAGCUCCUCUGAGGUCUCCUCCAUCAACUCCGACCUGGAGUGGGACCCUGAAGAUGUGAACCUUGAAGGCAGCAAAGAAAAUGUGGAGCUACUGGGAUCCCAGGUGCACCAGGACUCUGUGAGGACAGCACACCUGAGUGAUGAUGAUUAACACCUUCUGGAGCCAGCUCAUCAGCUCAGAGCCCAGGGUCAGGAGUUUGUUCAGUAACGCAGCAGGAAUCAAUCUGCACUGACACCGCGGCAGGAACUGAAGCUGCCCUGGAAAGUGAGGAACCAGGAGCCGUCACUGAGUGUGGCUGGGCUACAUCAUAGCUCAUCAUGGAGCUACGACUUUGGGUACUGCGGACAGACCUGGAUAGGCCCAGCAUUUGUUCUGAAGAUUACAGUUCACAGACAGCUUUUGCUUUGUAAGGAUAAUCCAAAGGAUCCUAGACCCGCUUUUCCUUUUCCCUUUAUUCCCUUGAGAGUCAGCCAUAAACUGAAUACCUGCUAGGUUCCAGGAAUGAGUUCACCUAACAAAUAGCAAAUGUGUCUGGUUAGAUCUCAGCAGAGCCCAUUCUGCAAGACCUGGCUGAGCCAGAUGAGAGGGUGGGCCCUGUGCUGGGGGGCCUUGGGUCACACACAGGAACCAAGACCUGGCUUCCGCCCCCCAGUCACCCACUUGGGUUAUCUGCUGGAAGUUAUCGAUAGGACUGUGUGGCCAACCAAGUGCUUGUGAGAUCACUGACACUGCAAAAACAAAGCAAACUGCUCCGGGUACCAGGACUUCCUCCAACCUGGCAAGGGUGUGUGCUGAGGCGGGGCUUGCAGGUGAGGGGGGCUGUAUGCUUCAGGAACUAACCAAAUGCAUGCAGAAGAUAAGAGGCAUGAUGGGAGGUGUUCAAGCACAGCAAUCCCAUUUGGGAGUUAUUUUGAUACUGCGAUGAGUAAGGGUAAGGGCGCAUGGAAUGGGGCUAAGGUGGGAGUGAACACUGGGGUGAAUAAAUUUUAAAUCAAUUCAA